AUGUCAAUCGGCGCCUUUGAGGCGAUCGUUAAAAAUGCAGGACCUCGGACCUCAACGGCGCUGUUCUUACAGUAUAAUACGCAGCUGGGACCACCGUACCAUGUUCUUCUCGACACGAAUUUCAUCAACUUUUCUAUACAAAACAAACUGGACAUCGUCAAGUCCAUGAUGGACUGCCUGUACGCCAAAUGUAUUCCAUACAUUACCGAUUGUGUUCUUGGAGAAUUAGAGAAAUUGGGACCUAAAUAUCGACUGGCUUUGAAGGUGACGAAGGAUCCAAGGUUUCAGCGUCUCGUUUGCCUGCACGACGGCACUUACGCCGACGACUGCUUGGUUCAGCGUGUUACGCAAUUCAAGUGCUACAUUGUUGCCACGUGUGAUAAAGAUCUCAAAAGAAGAAUUCGAAAAAUUCCUGGUGUACCAAUUAUGUACAUUAGCAGACAUCGGUAUAUAUUGUUUUAUGUUCUGAGACUUACUACAGAUGUAUUGGAAUACUGUUAUCCGCACCCUUUCGUUCCCAGAAACCUGCAAAUAAACUUUCUGAAAGAAGUGACAUCUUAUAGGUAAUU
This is a messenger RNA of Soboliphyme baturini, 569 nucleotides long. Lineage: Eukaryota; Metazoa; Nematoda; Enoplea; Dioctophymatida; Soboliphymatidae. The record is from the annotation of a GenBank genome assembly.